AUUGCCCUACUUGGUGCUGCCUGUUAGCAGUGCCGCGGUCGUCGUCCGUCGAGUAGCCAAUGGCGUCUAACGUCAGCUACAGCGGAUUCCAGAGACUCGUCGUCCGUUGUCUCUGUGCUUUAGCACUCCUGCAGUUCCCCUGUCCAACCGAGUCCGUCGACGAGAAGAUAGAGCUCUCGUGUCAAAACUCUGACCAGAGUUGUGAAGAGAUACUGAGAGGUGAACUUUCGAAUCCACUGCCAGACUGUGAAGAACUUGGGCAUGGCAACUUAUUUUCAUAUUCAAUCGAUAACACUCAACUCCUCCAGCCUUCCAUUACUCUGACAGUGAAUUCGAGUCAAAUUGACACAGACUCUCAAGAUAAUUUUCUGUACACUGGCUAUGUCAUUGGCUAUAGAGGAUGCACUAACAACCCAACGGAGCAAUGUUCAUCGUACAUCGCUAGGCUUCCUUCAUCCGGGGAUAAUUGGAUGCACAUUGUGAGUCCAAAAGACGAAACAAAAUUACUCUUUCCCGAGGAGCAGUGCACCUUCUUUGGAUGCUUCCUCUAUACAGAAGAGAACGUCUAUGGAAGUUGUAGAAAAAGAAUACUUGAUGACAUCUUUGUGAAGAAUAUUACCAUCUUGGCAACAUGUCCUCAUCCUGGAGACAGUGUUGAGAAUGGAAGCGUUAGUUUCACACUUCCACCAGUGGACAGUACGCGGUAUGUUGGGGGCACAGUUGCCAACGUGACAUGUGACGAGGGGUUUGCGGCUACCUAUGGAGGUGUUAGUGAAUGCCAGAGUGACGGAACAUGGAACACUACAGUUCUACCAACCUGUAAAAGGCAAUGUGAUGAAUUGGAAACAAGUAUUGAUGGUGGAUGGAUUGAAAUAAGUGACAUUACUCGCACUGUCCAUACGACAGCCACAGUCACUUGCUACGAUAAAUACUACAUCGGAGGUGGUAACAUUAUAUGUGGCGAGAAUGGGAAUUGGAGCCAGUCACGCCUUCCACAAUGUAAUCCAGCAAAAUGUCCUGCAGUACAAACUGUUGAAGGUGGCGAUGUUGAAGUCAACAGCCCCGUCUCCAGGUACAAACCAAGCGAAGGCUUCUUCCUAGUGAAUACUACUAUCACAGUCACUUGCCAUGAGUAUUACACUGGAGGUGGCAGCAUUACAUGUGGAAAUGGAAAAUGGACAUCAAGCCUUCCACUAUGUUUCCCAGUUGAAUGCCUCGAACCAAUGGCAGAUGUAGACCAUGGAAGUAAAGAAGUAAACACACCUCAUAAUGGGAGUGCAGUUUAUGACCAUUACCUAGUAAACACCACCAUAAGGGUCAGUUGUGACAAAGGUUACAUUGGAAGUGGUAGCAUCACCUGUGGAAUAAAUGGAAACUGGACUUCUCCAUUGCCAUCAUGUUCAAGAAGCUAUUGGCCAAUCGUUGCUUCUGUGGUAGCAGUUACAUUGACACUUUUACUUAUUAUUGCUACUGUCUUCAUCUUCUGCUGCAAGAUUUGCUGGACUCACAGGUUGGCAUGAAUGUAACUCUAGGGUGCAAUGUAGGGCAGUCACUGUGGUUAAUUAGAUCAAAACACCAUCCAAACCACAUACUACCUAUCUGACACAACUCUAAUCCAAUCCUCCCACAGAUAUGACAAAGUCCAGAGAUUCUUUAUGAUACAAGCAAGGAACGAGUCUCUGGAUCCAAACUAUGCUCCCAUAAAUAUUGGUCUGGCCAGGAAAAUUCAGCCAAACGAGUAUUACCCGGCCUUUAAAGACUCUAUCACCAGCCUAUUAUCAUUAACAGUAGCAACGACUGAAGUUCAGCCACUGACCAGGUCACAAUCUCUAGAUGACGUAUUAAAUAUGCCCCACAACAUCACAUCACCUGGACUGUACAUAAAGGAAAGCAACAAUCUUUCUGAAGGGGUGACUGAAAAGAACUUGAACAGAAGCUGCCCUUCCCUUCCAUAUGUCAAGUAUGGAUCAAUAAAAGCCGGCUUCAUCACCACAAAGCCGUCGGAAAACGAAGAUGAACAUUCGGACAUUGCCUUCCAGUUUCCAGAGAGGUCAGCGACUGCAGUCAGUAGUGGUGGAGCAUACUGUCCUCCCACUAAUGUUUCUGGCAUUAAGUUUGUUUUUAAGGACUCGAUGUAUCCUCCUUCCAGUGACAAAUAUUUGACUGGUUAUGGUCCAUUCCCCAAGGAAUCCACAGAGAGUAUAUUCAUCUCUGAAAAUGUAAUUGCAGAUGAGUUCUUCACCGGUCACAAUCUACAAGACCCCGCUGCCAUUGAGGAGGAAGCAGUGUCUGCCCCUACUCAUCAGCCUGGCUACAUAAACUUUGAUGGGGAAGAAGAUUCUCAUGACGAAACCCUCUCUUUCUCCCCCCUCUCCCCCCAAAUUCCUAGUGGUGUGACCCUGGCUUUUGCCACAGUGGACGAGCCUACGGGACGUACCAAACAUCACAGCUCUGACUCUGCUUCUCAGACCGACAGCGGCAGCGAUUUUGAACGCUACAUGAACACUUGCUCAGGAUACACGGGGGAAAUCAGUUUCAGUUGCACGGUGCAGUCUGGCUACACUGGUGAACCGAGGUCUGAAGUCAUCAGUGAAUCAAGCGUAGCAAAAUCAAGCCCUGGCGACAUACCAGGACAAAGUGAAGGUGCCGUGAGUUUUGUACCCUCUGAAAACCAGCCCUGUGCACCGAUCUCUGCAUACAUAAGGGAAUCAGACCUGUGCAACAGAUCCCGAUCACCAGUGGGACAAAUGCGCAAAGACCUAGUAAUUCCGAGAGCUACUCAAUCUAUCACUGAUCACAACUCAAGCACUGGCAGCCAGUUCCCCCAGAUCAACUCAGGUCUUCUUGGCUAUGUCAUCUCGAAAGAACCAUCCACCUCAUCUACUGCCUGAUCCAUUCAUGGACCCCACACACUCUCAAGCAAUGGCAAGAAUUUUCAACUGUACUCUCCAAUCAUGUGCCAUACGUUCAUUAUGCAAAUUCAUUAUUACUCUAGCCAGAGUAAAGUAUAUACUGUCAUCUUCAGUGUUGCACCACAAAAAUGUCAGGUGUGUAUUGGCACUUCCUAAUCUUAGAUGCCAUAUGUCACUAUAAUUACACUUCCUGCUAUAUAGCAUGCCACAGAGUGUCACAACAAGAGAAGUUGGCGUGGCAAUGGAUAUAAAAAACCAACAAGGCCUCUCUCUCACGGAAGGCCUGGGAACGAGGCUAGUAAACUACGUAACUGGCCUUGGAUUCACCGAGGAGAAUGGAGGUACAUAGCAGUUGACUUGAGACUCGGCUCUUUCCAGUUUAAGAUUCAAUGGGGAAGGGGUUCACUAGCAGCAGG
This is a messenger RNA of Geodia barretti, 3328 nucleotides long. NCBI's taxonomy places the organism in Eukaryota, Metazoa, Porifera, Demospongiae, Tetractinellida, Geodiidae. The record is from the annotation of a GenBank genome assembly.